Molecule: messenger RNA, 1623 nt
Organism: Malania oleifera
Lineage: Eukaryota; Viridiplantae; Streptophyta; Magnoliopsida; Santalales; Ximeniaceae
Product: protein WHAT'S THIS FACTOR 1 homolog, chloroplastic
Exons: 1
Coding region: 95-1315 (406 amino acids)
Molecular function (GO): RNA binding
Source: RefSeq, a predicted model, not a curated record
AUAUCGCGUUUCCCAACCGUCGAUCCUUCACUCUUUUUGAAUCCAAACGCACAUAAUCUCUCCUCCGCAUCCUCCCAGCAAUCCCCACAACUCCAUGGCUUGGCGCCUCUUCUCCUCCAAACCCAAAAGCCUCCCUCACCUCCCAACCCCAAGCCCCAAGCUAAAACCCUACUCACCCUUAAAACCCUUCCCCCAAUCUUUUCUCUUCACGUCCCCAUUCUCCACUUCCUUCCUCAGAACCAAAACUCCCAAAAAGUACAGGAAGAAGCGCAAGAAGAAGGAAAGCCCCAGAACCAAACUGGUCCAGCAUGAGGCCUCCCGCCUCCCCCACUUUGAAACCUUCGUCCAGCGCGACGCCUUCUUCCGGUUCCUCACCAGAACCAAGGAGUUCCUCUCCAAGCAGCCGGAGCACGUCCUCCGCCUCGACGACGCCGGCAAGCUCCACCGCGAACUCGGCUUCCCCCGCGGCCGCAAAGUCGUCCGCUCCAUUGAGCGCCACCCGCUGCUCUUCCAGACCUACCGCCACACCGACGGUAAAAUGUGGUUCGGGUUCACAGAUUUGAUGGAGGACUUGAUUGAGGAGGAGAGGUCGAUUAUGGAGUCCAUGGAGGCUGAUAGGGUCACGAAAGUGCGUAAAUUGCUUAUGAUGUCUGCGAAAAAGCGAAUACCUUUGAGUAAGAUUUAUCAUACUAGGCUUUUAUUCGGAAUUCCUGAAGAUUUUCGGGACCGGGUCGCUAAGUACCCGAAUUACUUUAGAACGGUUGUUGAGGAUGAUGGGCGGAGAGUGCUUGAGCUUGUCAAUUGGGAUCCACUGUUGGCCGUGAGUGUAGUUGAGAAGGAGUUUAUGGUUGACGAAGAUAGAGUGAAGAAGGCAUUUAAGUUUCCGGUGAAGCAUGGGAAGUCAUUGGAUUUGGAUGAGGAUGAUGCGAGGAAGUUGAAUUUGCUGAACACGCUUCCUCUUGUUUCGCCCUACUCAGAUGGGUCGAGUUUGGAUCUUUGGACUCUGGAAGCGGAAAAGUACAGGGUUGGGCUGUUGCAUGAGUUUUUGAACUUGACAUUGGAGAAGAGGGCUUCCAUACAUCACAUUGUUGAGUUCAAGGAGGAGUUUAGUCUUACAAAGCAUACUUAUCAGAUGCUUUUGAAGCAGCCACGGACAUUUUAUUUGGCAGGAACAGAGAUGAAUUGGGUUGUUUUCUUGCGAGGUGCAUACGGUGAAAAUAGAGUUUUGAUUAACAAGGAUCCACAAGUUGUUUUCAAUGAGAAGUUGUUCAAAUUUGCAGAAAUGCAAUCAGAGGGCAGCAUCACAAAAAGAUGAUAGGAAGAUUUGCUGCACCAUUUAAGUUUUUAUUUGGGGACUUAUGCAUGUUCAGAGUUUUUGGAGAUUGGCUCGUGAGGGGAACUGAUCCAUUUUCUUUGUGCUGUUGAAAUGGUAUAAAAAUGUUGGGGCAGACCUGAAAUGACUAAAGGACAAAGUGAAUUAAGGUCAACCUUCUAUUGUACAUGGAUAAGGUAUCUUACCUUCUUUUUGCAUAGAAAAGACGUCUUGACAGAUCCUUAGCAUUGUUAUAACUCAUCUUUGUAUCAAUUUUUUCUCCAUAAAAAAUUAUGAAUGAUUUGUGUCCA